This is a messenger RNA of Trypanosoma brucei brucei TREU927, 1416 nucleotides long. RefSeq lists its product as uncharacterized. Lineage: Eukaryota; Euglenozoa; Kinetoplastea; Trypanosomatida; Trypanosomatidae. The transcript has a single exon. Bases 1 to 1416 code for a protein of 471 amino acids. The record is from RefSeq and is a predicted model, not a curated record. Gene Ontology annotation, molecular function: nucleic acid binding.
AUGCCUGUGCUUCCGGAGUUCAUCCCACUAGGGAAGCAAAAGGAGAUGUUCGCCGUCUCCUCAUGGCGUGACUCCCCGCAAGCAUCAACACCUGCGCUUUCAAACGUGGCAAAUCAGCCAAUGAGUCCCGCUCUACUGCCAGCUGCUCAGUGCGAAAAGGAUGUUGGACAACAGGGAAAGGGCCAACGUACACGAAAAUCAAAAGGAAGGGGAAAGAACCAAUCUUCACAGCGGCAACCUGACGUGGAAGAUUUCUUCGUCAACUUCGUUCUUCCACCUGGGAUAUCUUUUGCCAAUAUCAAGGAGGAACUGCAACUCUUUGCAACAACACCGCUGCACAUAUAUGAUGUUGGACCACCGCACACACUUUUGGUUAAGAAGAGCACAGGUGCAGUUGGUAAUGCCGACGCGGAUGUCAGCGCCGCAUCCCAACAAGCCGAUGGCACCGCCCCCCUCAUCGACAAGGGCGUAUCCAAGUGCGCUGCACAUGAACAAUCACCGAUCCGAACACCAAACAUCAUGUGUGGUGUCACUGCAGACUGUAGCGGCGAGGUUGCGGGUGCAGCGAUGCCUGGUAUAUCCCUUCCUCCAUCCAUCCCUGCAGAAACACUCUCAAAGGGUUAUCUGAUUUCACUUCUGUUCGCUGAAAGUAGCGAAGCAGAGAAGGUGAGCGAGUUACUCAAAAAGAAAUGGCCGCAGUCCACAGUGACAAUAGUUCCGCGUAACCGCUCGAUGCUGAAUGCAUCAUUGGUUCUUAAGGGCCUCCCAAACCUUCCGAAAACGGAGGUUAUUAUUGAGGAACUUGAUAAAAUCAUUCCACAUAAGCCGUCAUAUAUUCGCCUCCAUCGUGGUGAGCGUGGGGUCUUCAAGAAUGUGGUAUUUAUCAAGUACCCAAAUCGAGAAAUCGCUGAAGAGUGCAAGCUGCGGCUUGAGCGCCUCUACAUCGGAUCGCGCCCGCUGAAGGUGGAAUUUAAAAAGAAAGAAAAACCCGCUGCAGAAAAGGAUGAGGGUAUGACCUUACAGCAACUUGUUCGUGACCUACGCGUGAGCUCAGAGCAUGAGGGUUUCAGAUAUCAGCGCAGUGAUCUCAGCAAAGAAGACCUCAAAGUGCUCAAGCAACUCUGCAACUCUUAUGGCCUUUCUUUCGAUCUUGACGACCGCACCGUAACGGUGCGCCGUAUUCUCCCAUUGAGCGGGCGUCCCUCCCCAGCAAUGCGUCCCGCUGCUGCCAAUGGCUGUGCCUCCCACACGUUGACUGCAACAAUGCCAACACCGGGAACACUGCAGCCGAUGGAUUUUCGGGGUAUUCGCCAUUGGCGGGAACUGAACAGCCAACAAGUUUCACUGGGCAUUGCACGACCGAAGGAGCCUGGUUCGGUACAACCUUUCGCUCCGGGUCGUGGUCGCCCCUUGUGA